AUGCCUGCUUUCGACGAAUCUCCAGAGCCCAAGGCCCAAGCGGCCCAUGAUUUGUCGGCGAUGCCAGCAACAGAGCUUCCAGAGCUCGUCAUGAAGACCGAUGAGAUCCGUAAUGGAGCCAACGGCCAUACCAACGGCCAUACCAAUGGCCAUAGCACAGAUCCUUUCAAGCUCAGUCAAGAGUUUGCAUACACGCCGCGCAGAAUCAAGGUCAUCACCAUUGGUGCCGGCUUCUCUGGUCUUCUCAUGGCACACAAAUUUCAACAUCGCUUUCCCGAGAUGGAAGACAUCGUAGAUCAUACCAUCUUUGAAGCCCGAAGCGACAUUGGUGGUACAUGGCUGGCGAACAAUUACCCUGGAGUUCAAUGCGAUGUCCCAGCUCACAUCUAUGCAUUUCCGUUCGACCCCAACCCCAACUGGGAGAGGUUCUAUGCCAGUGGAGGUGAUAUCCUGUCAUACAUGAAAGCAACAGUCAGGAAAUGGAACCUUGAUCGUGACUUGCAGCUCAACACCCGAGUCAUCGGGGCUGAGUGGCUAGAUAACUUAGGCCAAUGGAAGGUUAUAGUAGAGCAUGAAAACAUCCAGAGAGAAGAGUACUGCCAUGUGUUGAUCUCGGCCCAGGGAGUACUUGUGCACGAGUCGUGGCCAAAGAUUCCUGGACUGAAAGAUUUCAAGGGCCAUACGACCCAUUCAGCAAGCUGGGAUCACAACUACGACUAUUCCAACAAGCGCAUAGCUGUGAUCGGCAAUGGCUCGUCGGGCAUCCAAAUAGUUCCUCAGAUGGCCAAGCUGCCUGGUACCGAGGUCACCAACUUUGUCCGCGGCCCUGCGUGGGUCUAUUACAGAGCUCCUCCUUCGAAGCAUCUGGGCAGAGAGGAUGAUGACCCAAACCCUCGAUACUCGGAACAAGAUAGAGCCCGCUUCCAAGACCCAGAGCUUCAUCUUCAACAUCGUAAAGGCAUCAUCUCACGAACCAACAAGUCCUUUUACAUCUUCAGAAGAGGUGAGAAUAAUGAAGCAGGCAUGAAGAUGGCGGCCGAGCAAAUGGCUGAGAAGCUUGGCCAUGAUCCCGUUCUAUGCUCGAAACUGAUCCCCAAGUGGGAGUUGGGCUGCCGUCGUAUAACCCCCGGGCCUGGUUAUCUGGAAUCGUUCCUGCGACCAAAUUGUCAUCUGACGGAUAGUGCUAUCACACAAGUGACUCCGAAUGGCCUUCGGACUGCCGAUGGCAAGGAGCAUGAGGUAGACGUCAUCAUUUACGCUACCGGCUUUGAUGUCUCUUUCCAACCACGCUAUCCGAUCAUCGGCUUGAACAACGUGGAUCUCCGAGAACAGUGGAAGGAGGAUCCUGAAGCAUACAUCUCAGUCGCCGUACCGUCCAUGCCCAAUUACUUCAUGAUGAUGGGCCCUAACUGUCUCGGCGGACACGGCUCACUCGUAGAAUCUCUCAACUGGACAGGUGACUACUUCGUCAAGUGGAUCAAGAAGAUGGCAGCCGAGGAUAUCAAGCACAUUGUCCCUAAGCAAGACAAGGUCGACGCCUUCAUCAAGUAUUGCGACCAGAUCCACAAGACGCUCGUCUGGAGCGGUGGCUGCACCAGCUGGUACAAGAGAGGCAAGGUUGACGGACGAGUUACGGCGCUGUUUGGUGGUAGCGCCCAUCUCUUCAAUCGAAUGCUCGGUGAUAUCCGUGCCGAGGAUUUCGACAUCACUUACAACACUUCAAACCCGUUCAGGUUCAUGGGCAACGGUUUUACGGCUUUUGAGAUGGAUCCUGAGAGUGAUCUGUCUUGGUAUGUGGAGAAGGCAGAAACGCUUCGAUGUUAG
Molecule: messenger RNA, 1824 nt
Organism: Clonostachys rhizophaga
Lineage: Eukaryota; Fungi; Ascomycota; Sordariomycetes; Hypocreales; Bionectriaceae
Source: the annotation of a GenBank genome assembly